Messenger RNA from Solanum lycopersicum (tomato), 459 nucleotides. Its product is annotated as protein trichome birefringence-like 8. Lineage: Eukaryota; Viridiplantae; Streptophyta; Magnoliopsida; Solanales; Solanaceae. Gene Ontology annotation, molecular function: O-acetyltransferase activity. The record is from RefSeq and is a predicted model, not a curated record. Gene Ontology annotation, cellular component: Golgi apparatus.
AUGACGAUGAAUGUAGUGGAAGCUUUUCAAAGAUCAUUGAGUACUUGGGCGUCAUGGGUGAUUCAAAAUACCAAGCCUGAAAAGAGUCACAUCUUCUUCCGUAGCGUUUCACCAGUACACUACAGGGAUGGAGCUUGGAAUGAAGGUGGCCAUUGCCACACAAAUACAGCACCGGAAACAGACUAUACUAAGCUGGAGAAAGAGCCAACCAACAACAUAUUCAUUUCUGAGGUAGUUGAGAAAAUGCAAAAUACAAGAAGAAACAUGACCUUCCUAAACAUCACAUAUCUAAGUGAGUUCAGGAAAGAUGGUCACCCUUCAGAAUAUCGUGAACCUGGCACCCCGGCUGGUGCGCCACAAGACUGCAGCCACUGGUGCCUACCGGGAGUGCCAGACUCUUGGAAUGAACUUCUUUACGCCUAUCUACUGUUGAAUGGAUAUAAAACCAAGUUGAAAUGA